AUGAGGUAUGCAACCGAAGGCCCAUUCUGUCCUGUUGCAUCUUUUGAGAAAUAUCUACAGCAUUUAAACCCACAGAAUGAAUUCUUGUUUCAACGUCCAAAGAAGAAUACAACGGCAGAUUCUGAUGUUUGGUAUGACAACAUGGUCGUCGGCGAAAGAUACCUAGGCGACAUGAUGAAAAACAUAUCCAAACAGGCAGGUUUAUCACAGCAGUACACAAACCAUUCGAUACGGGCGACAGCGGUCACAAUCUUAGAUAAAUCAGGUUUUCAGGCUCGCCACAUCAUGUCUGUUAGUGGCCACCGUUCCGAGAGUUCCAUCCGAAGUUAUAGCAAGACGGACGAAGCUACAAAGAAGCGAAUCUCAGAAACCUUGACAUCUGCAACUGCAGGUACCAGCGGCAGCGACUUUCCAGCUAUGAUAUAUGACCCGCAACAGAUAACGGAACCAGCAUUGGCAGCAACAA
Messenger RNA from Paramuricea clavata, 466 nucleotides. Lineage: Eukaryota; Metazoa; Cnidaria; Anthozoa; Malacalcyonacea; Plexauridae. The record is from the annotation of a GenBank genome assembly.